Molecule: messenger RNA, 568 nt
Organism: Photinus pyralis (common eastern firefly)
Lineage: Eukaryota; Metazoa; Arthropoda; Insecta; Coleoptera; Lampyridae
Product: probable peptidyl-tRNA hydrolase 2
Exons: 3
Coding region: 39-542 (167 amino acids)
Cellular component (GO): cytosol; mitochondrion
Molecular function (GO): peptidyl-tRNA hydrolase activity
Source: RefSeq, a predicted model, not a curated record
GUUUUCUUUGGCACAUAACCUCACUUCUUGCUUCAAGUAUGGAUCUUGUAACCAACAGUAUUUUAUCAAGUUCGGUGGCAAUCUUCUCCUUGGGCACUGUGAUAGGGGCCUCCUCGGUGUACUGCCUCAUGCGCAAACCCAAACCUGCAGUACCAACUUCGGAACGAUUUGAGUUUCCAGAUCUAAAAAACGAAUAUCGACUGAUACUCGCGAUACGCAAUGAUCUCAAGAUGCAAAAGGGGAAAGUAGGGGCGCAAUGCGGACACGCUUCCGUGGCGGCCUAUGCGAAGGCGAUGAAAUUGAAACCGAAAACGUUACAACGGUGGAUGCAAUACGGAGGCACUAAAAUUACGGUCAAGGUAGACUCCGAAGCCGAGCUGUUGGAAUUGGACAAACGAGCGAAAACCAACGACAUUUUGUCUUGCGUUGUACGGGACGCUGGACAGACGCAGGUUGCCCCCGGCACUAGGACUGUUGUAGCGAUAGGGCCUGCCCCUAAAAGCGAAUUAGAUCAAAUUACCGGUCACUUGAAAUUAUACUAAUUUCGUAAUAAAAUCACAUAACCUCA